Molecule: messenger RNA, 1721 nt
Organism: Amphimedon queenslandica
Lineage: Eukaryota; Metazoa; Porifera; Demospongiae; Haplosclerida; Niphatidae
Product: MAP kinase-activated protein kinase 5-like
Exons: 3
Coding region: 210-1634 (474 amino acids)
Biological process (GO): protein phosphorylation
Molecular function (GO): ATP binding; protein kinase activity
Source: RefSeq, a predicted model, not a curated record
CAUACAGUCUAGUCUACAGAAUUUGCUGACGCUGAGGUAGAGUUUCUGGUGCAAUCGACUUUGUAUAUAAACUUCCUUUCUGGUCGUACUCUCGUCUGCAAAGGAGGGAAGAAGCACUAUUAACUCUACCAGUCGCCAGUCUUCUCUUCGGCUCCAUAACGGGUAACCUUAUCAAUAGAAAAAGAUCAAAGCCGCAAAAUCUUUCGCUUAUGUCAAAGUACGAGAGAGACCCAGAGUUCAAGAAAACCUCCAUUUUAGACGAUUAUGAGAUAAAGUGGAACCGCAGUUUAGGUACUGGAGUGAGCGGUCCAGUCCGCCUCUGUAUACACCGGGCAACUGGUAAAGAAUACGCUCUUAAGCUGCUCUUGGAUCGUAGCGACAGAAAGAAGGCAGAGAUUGAAGCCACACUUCAUUGGCGCUGUAGUGGAGGUGAUCAUAUCGUCAGAAUAGUUGAUAUAUAUCGCAAUGAGAUCCAACAGCCUGGCGAACUGAGCCCAAAGAAAAGGAUACUACUAGUGAUGGAAUUGAUGGAGGGUAAAGAACUCUUUGAUUAUAUCUCAAAGCGUCAUCAUUUCACCGAGCACGAGGCCAGCAAGUACAUAUUACAGAUCGUUAGAGGAGUCCAGUUCUGUCAUCGUCUAAACAUUGCUCAUCGGGACAUCAAACCAGAGAAUUUACUCUUAUUAAAGCCCGCGUCAAACCCUGAGGAUGUCGUCAUCAAAUUAUCCGAUUUCGGUUUCGCAAAAGUUGACAACGGAGACCUAAAGACGCCUCAGUUCACUCCUUAUUACGUUGCCCCUCAAGUCCUUGAGGCCCAGAAGAGACAGAAAGAGUCAUUGUCUGGUUAUAAGCACCGAACUCCUUACUAUUACGACAAGAGCUGUGACAUCUGGUCCAUUGGCGUCAUCAUGUACAUUAUGCUUUGCGGCUAUCCUCCAUUCUAUUCUGAAGUGCCACAUCAGGCACUAAGCAAUCGCAUGAAGCAGAAGAUAAUGAGUGCUGAUUUCGAUUUUCCGGAGAAUGACUGGAAGGCGGUGACUGAUGAAGCUAAGGAUUUGAUUCGGAAGAUGUUGUGUGUGGAACCGAGCGAGAGACUCUCCAUUGAAGAAGUCCUUCAUCAUCCUUGGCUAGCUCAGAAUGCCUCGCCUAAUCGUGAUCUUAAUUCUCCUUAUCUCAUAUCGGAUAAAGACGCUCUUGUUGAAGUCCAGGGAGCUCACGCUAAACUCCUCCAAAACUUCCGUCGGGAUGACACUGGGUUUUACUUGAAACCUCUCGGGCAGGCAAAGAACCCCGUCCUAGCAUCGCGCAUGAAGAAACAAGAAGAGAAGAAGGAGUCUGGAGGAGCUGGCAAUGAGAGUGAGCCCUCUUCCUCUAAAGCUGUUCAGAGCCUUAAAUCAUUAAUGGAUGUAUGUAACAUGCCUCCUCCUCCUCCUUCCCUUUCUUCUGAAAGCUCUCUGUCUUCAUCUUUUCUAAGUGAGAGUGUUAAGAAUGCAUUGGUUCUCAAUGAGCACAAUGCCUCUUUAUUGAAAGCACUGGAGCAAGAGUCUUGGAAUGGAAAUGAGUUCAUUCAUCAGGUCAAUUGUAAGCGUUUGGCCUCUUCUCUUCAAGAGCUCAUAGAGCAGCUCGAACCGUAGAACUAAUGUGAUUUGGGACCUUAUUUAAUUAAAGUUCUUUUUAGUGUCAUAAUUAAUUCAGUUGAUUUUUAUGAUUAUGAUAUGGGA